ACAGAAGCCUAUUUUAAGUGCCGAGACUGUGGUACAAAAUGCAGCGGCAUCCUCAACACUUGCACUCAAAUCCCCUGGUCAUCAUUCCAACAUUUGUCUUCCCCCGUCGUCAAAACUUCUACUUGCAGCAAGUCUGAUUAACCAUGACUAGACUCUCGUCGCCCUUGAAGCUUCUACUGCUCCUCGCAGCCUCCUGCCGAGCCCAGGACUUCACCCAGGAUCCCUCUGUCAUCUCCGACCUGUGUCCGUCCGCAACCAUCUCCACUGCCUGGUCAAGCUAUACCGAGUGCGGAAAUUCCGUGGUCAACGACAUCUGGGGAGCAGCACCGUGCGCCAAUGCCGCGACCAGCACCGACUUUGGUCCCGAGGUUGCUUCUUGCAACUGCGAUCUCUACCAACGAUUGGUCAAGAGCUGCCUGCCCAAUAUCUGCGAUAGCAAGGGCCUUGAUGAGUUCGAGACUUCCACACUGGCAGCUGUCUGCGCGUACACCACUGCCGCCGAAGGAGGACCCACUCCCACCUCCUCUAAUAUUCUCGAUGGAUUGACUACUCCUCCCACCGGCGGACGAGGUGGACCUGCCGCACCGACUUCGACGUCUAAGGGCGCUGCGCAUGAAGGAGUGGUUCCCGUUGCUGGCGGGGUCGUGAUGGGUUUUGCUGGGGCUCUGGCAGCUUUGCUGUGAGGCUGGGAUGCAGUUCUGGGAGUCUUGGAUGCUGGUCCACGGUCAGCAGGGUUCUUUCUGGUAGCUAUUGAUGCAGUCGUCCAUGGGAGAUGGUGGUUGUUUGCGGGGGGUACUUGACAGAAUGCAUUAACUUUCGAUCCAUUGCAAUUUUAUCUUGAGAUAGAAAAUCAUGAUCUCUGAAGAUCGCAACAACAUAUCCUUUCAUGUUUUAUGACAGCC
Phialemonium atrogriseum is the source of this 902-nucleotide messenger RNA. RefSeq lists its product as uncharacterized. The coding region runs from base 144 to 683 and encodes 179 amino acids. The record is from RefSeq and is a predicted model, not a curated record. The transcript has 3 exons. Lineage: Eukaryota; Fungi; Ascomycota; Sordariomycetes; Cephalothecales; Cephalothecaceae.